Exophiala viscosa is the source of this 850-nucleotide messenger RNA. RefSeq lists its product as uncharacterized. Lineage: Eukaryota; Fungi; Ascomycota; Eurotiomycetes; Chaetothyriales; Herpotrichiellaceae. The transcript is spliced from 2 exons. Bases 1 to 687 code for a protein of 228 amino acids. The record is from RefSeq and is a predicted model, not a curated record.
AUGUCUUCCCGCCUAUCAACCCGCCUGAGCAUUCGCUGGGUUCCAGGAGAGCCGUCCGAGCCUACCGACACCCUCGUGAUGAGCGUUGGUGGUUGGUAUGUCGACCUCCGGAUUACCAAGAAGGAUGGCUCCAUUGAUUGGGGAAUGGCUGGAGAGAGAUUGAUCUUGUCCAGAGAGCCACUAACCUGCAAAUGGACGCACUGGAUUGAUUCCAAUGGCUAUACGGAGCCAGACAUAGGUAGCUUUGAGCCCGCCGCAAAUCCCACGGAUAGCAUCGAGACCGGCAGCAUGCUCAAUCCAGAGACCAACAAGAUCACACCGUAUGCAGAGGUCUGGCGAACUCUUCCAGCCUCUUUGCCGGAUGUGUUUCCUGUUGCCUGGAUCAUUCGCAGUGCAGAUGGGAAGACGUUCUUGGGACGAGUUGGAGGUGACUUUCUGGGUCUGAAAGGUGGCGAUGACGGACCGAGUUUCAUGAACGGGUUCUGUGCUCGAAGGCAGGCAUGGGAUGAUGGGAACAGCACCUGGAAAACUCUGCGCGAGGCCGGAGAUCUGUCAAAGAUUGGCAGCCUUCCCGGCAUGGAGGGUUCAGAUAAGAAGAAGAUGGAGUGGGAGGAAAGCUGCAAGGAAGGUGAUCUAGUCGAGGCUUUUGGAGAAAAGUAUACCGUCUGCGCAGUCGAAAAGCUAUGAGUUGUAUAGAUAGCGAUCAAAGUCGAGCGGCCAGCUUGCUUGCUUCCCUCUUCUCGAUUGGACUACAAGGAUGGAGGACUCUAUUCGAGUGGAAAUUUGCGUCUUGAAAAGUCGCUCUCAUGAUAGAGUCCGGGGUCGACAACAAGCACAUAACAUGAGCAGG